Messenger RNA from Candoia aspera, 1194 nucleotides. RefSeq names its product pirin (gene PIR). NCBI's taxonomy places the organism in Eukaryota, Metazoa, Chordata, Lepidosauria, Squamata, Candoiidae. Gene Ontology annotation, cellular component: nucleus. The record is from RefSeq and is a predicted model, not a curated record. Gene Ontology annotation, molecular function: quercetin 2,3-dioxygenase activity. Gene Ontology annotation, biological process: monocyte differentiation. Bases 143 to 1021 code for a protein of 292 amino acids. The transcript is spliced from 9 exons.
AGUGUGCAGUUGUUGCUCUAUGCCCCUAUUUACAUGUGUGUUGAAAAUGUGUUUUGAUUGUGAUAGAUGCUGUUCAAAAGUUGCCUGUUCUUUUUGGCUGUUGUUUGAAACCUUUUAGGAGUUGGCUCACAUUUUCUAAAGGAUGGCUGGAGAAAGAAAAGUUAUAAAAACUGUCCUCAGUAAGGAGCAGGCAGAAGGAAUGAGAGCUCAGGUGCGCAGGAGCAUUGGCAGACCUGAGCUGACAAACUUGGAUCCCUUUCUGCUUCUUGAUGAGUUCAGUGGAGGGAAGCCAGGUGGCUUUCCUGAUCACCCUCACCGAGGCUUUGAAACAGUAACGUACCUACUGGGAGGUGGAUCAAUGGCCCAUGAAGACUUUUGUGGUCACAAGCGUAGACUGGAUCCAGGUGAUUUACAGUGGAUGACUGCUGGCCGCGGCAUUGUCCAUGCAGAAAUGCCCUGCUCUGAACAGCCGGCCCAUGGUCUCCAGCUAUGGAUCAAUUUGAGAAGUUCUGAUAAAAUGAUUGAACCUAAAUACCAAGAACUGAAAAACGAAGAAAUAUCCAGACCUUCACAAAAUGGGGUGACAGUGUCUGUCAUUUCGGGAGAGGCUCUGGAUGUAAAGUCCAAGGUGUAUACCCGCACACCAACUUUGUAUCUGGAUUUCAAAUUAAUCCAAGGAGCAAAGCACACACAGCCAAUUCCCAAAGGUUGGACAGCAUUUAUUUACACACUUUCUGGCAGUGUAUAUAUUGGCCCUGCUAUUAUUCAACAAAAAGUAGAGCCCCACUACACUGCUGUGUUGAGUGAAGGGGACCACAUUCAGCUUGAGAACAAGGAUCCUGCAGUAAGCCAUUUUAUCUUGGUGGCUGGUGAACCAAUUAAGGAAACAGUGAUUCAACAUAGUCCAUUUGUAAUGAACACUCAGGAUGAAAUUCUUCAAGCCAUUGAUGACUUCAGAAAUGCAAGAAAUGGAUUUGAGAGAGCUACAACUUGGAAAUCAAAGAUUGGAACUAACAACUAAAGAUGGUUAAAGCAAAACUGGCUGACAUUUGUGGUUAAAUGUCUUGAUCUUUCUUGUUUUACUCACAAUACCAUUAAUUUCAUUCCCUGAAGCUAUCACAGAAUGUAGCAGAACUCUGAAUACAGUAUGUAUAGAUCCAAAAUUAACUAUUACUAAUGCUAUAAAGAGUUAAA